GGCAGCUGGGAUUGCGCCACUUGCCAAGGUCCCAGUUCGUGACUCAGGCUCACAGAUGCACAAGUUCCUUAGCCUGCAAACAAGCUGUUUUUGUAGCAUUUUUCUGCGCCUUCUUCUAAAAGCGCAUCCCAGCAUCAAUGUCGGGGCGGCUGGCCCUGCCCUCCCUGCUGCUGGCCGUGAUUGUGUCUUCUUUUUGCCCGGCCACAUCCAUGUCCGGAGAUGACAUGCGAAACCAGCUGUUGACAAGAGAGAAGAUGAUGCGGAUUGGGGGGCAGUUGGUGCUGACUCAGGAGGAGGAGCUGGCCAACCAGAGGCUCAAGGCCCUCAAGGAGGCUGAGAUGCAUAAGGCCUUGAGUAAGGGGAGCAUCCUGCCCAGCAUGCACUUCUUCCAAGCCAAGAACCUCAUUGAGAAAAGUGAGGUGUUUAACAUCCUGAAGAAGAUGCCUAAAGGGGCCGCCCUUCACGUCCAUGACUUCAGCAUCACCAGCCCGGAUUGGUUGGUGAAAAAUGCCACGUACAGGCCCCACUGCUAUUUUUGCUUCACCCGGAGGGGGAUCCCGCAGUUCAGAUUUGCUCAUCCGACUCCCCCUACCCCGAAGCCGGCAGAAUGUCCCCAGUGGGUUUUGCUGGAGAAGUUUCGGAAGGGGCUGCAUAACGUCUCGGAGUUUGACAACAGCCUGCUGAGAAAUCUCACUCUGAUGACCGAGAACCCCCACGUGACUUACACAGACCAGGAUGCGAUCUGGGCCAAGUUCAAGACCAUCUUCUUCGUGAUGGGGGACCUGGUGAGGUAUGCACCGGUGUUCCGGGACUACCUGUCCCAGGGCCUGGAGGAGUUCUAUCAGGACAACGUGCUCUACCUGGAGAUCAGAGCGUCACUGUACCCGAAAAGAGAGGGUCCAGUCCACCUUCCACUAGGAGAAGAAUUUUGGAAAGAGGUGUAUGAACUGGACGGGACGGUCUACAGCCGAGAGUGGUUGGUGAGGACUUACGAAGAAGUGGCUCAUAAUUUUGCAAAAACGCAUCCUGGGUUUAUUGGAAUCAAACUCAUUUUUUCAGAUCACAGAACCAAAAAUGAGUCCCUCAUCAAGAAAUCCAUCCAGACAGCCAUGGAUCUUCGUGCCAAGUUCCCUGGGAUAGUGGCGGGGUUUGACCUGGUGGGGCGCGAGGACACGGGCCACACCCUGUACGACUACAGGGAGGCUUUGAUGAUUCCAGCCUCGCGGGGCGUUCACCUGCCUUACUUCUUCCACGCGGGAGAGACCGAUUGGGAGGGAACUUCCGUAGACAGAAAUCUUCUGGAUGCCGUGAUACUGAACUCGACCCGGAUUGGCCAUGGAUUUGCUUUGAGCAAGCACCCGGCAGUCUUGGCUGAAGCCUGGAAGAAGAACAUCCCCAUCGAAGUCUGUCCCAUCUCCAACCAGCAGGUCCUGAGGCUGGUGUCUGACCUGAGAAACCACCCCGCUGCCGUCAUGAUGGCCGCCGGGUACCCCAUGGUGAUUAGCUCAGACGACCCCGCGGCCUUUGGGGCCAAAGGCCUGUCCUAUGAUUUCUAUGAGGCCUUCAUGGGCAUCGGCGGGAUGUCGGCCGACCUGAGGACGCUCAAGCAGCUGGCCAUCAACUCCAUCAGAUACAGCGCCCUGUCGGAGACCGAGAAGAAGUCUGCCAUGGAUACCUGGGCGGAGAGGUGGCAGAAGUUUGUAGCUGGGCUGGCCAGGGGCCCCAAGUGAGGGGACAGCUCCACCUCUGCCUCCCUCCUCCCAAUGGUCCAGAAUCCAGGGAAGUCACCUCCGUUUGUCCAUCAGGCCGCUGUGACUCUGGCCUGAUUCACAUGAGCCCCUAACUCAUCUUCCUCUUCCCUUUGCCCUCUCCUGCUCAUUUUCCCCAGAGCAGUGACUGUUUAAAGUUAAAUUAAACCAGAGUACUCCACUGUGACAAUUCAGAGCACUUAGAACUCACCCCCUACAAGCCCCUACUGGGCUCCCAGCAUCCUAUGAACAGGGGUCCCUCCCAUGUUGUCCCAACCCAGGCGCCCGAGCACACUGGCCUCUGGCCUUGGGCCCCUCCUGGCUCUCUCUGCCGGGAAUGCUCUUUCUCCCCACUUCCGUCUGCUGCCUCCUGUCACCCUCAGGCUUCGUUUCAGGUCCUUGUCUCAGAAAGACUUGUCCCUUGGGGCACCUUGCUCGCUCCCUCAUGACUUCACCCGAUGUGUCAUUAUGGAUUUAUUUCUGAGCGGCCUCCCUCCCCCAGACCUUCAGCUGCACAGGCACUCGUGGCCGGUUCACGUCCACUGUGAGCCAGGAGCCUAGCCUGCCCCUUGCCUGGUUGGCCCUCAAUAAACAUCAUGUUGCAAGAAUGCCUGUGCCCUGUCAUGCUGAGCUGGGUCAGAUACGUCUCCCAGCCCGGCCCUUGGGAGAAAGAGGGCAAGGAGCCAGCCUGGCCUUGCUGGGCCCUGGGUGUGAAGGAGAACCAAUGCCUUCCUUACAAGGCCCAGCGAUGUGAGUCUUCUUCUUAUCCCCCGUCCCCUGCAUGGAGCCCGCAGGACCUCCCCCUGGGCCCAGGCUCCUGAUGCUGGACAGACUGCUUGACUGGAGUCUUCACCCACAGGCUGGUUCCCAGAGGGAGUCAGAUAUUCUCGAAGACCUUUUGACUCACAGCCUUCACCAGUCCCACGGUGGGGCAUACAGGUCCCAGUUCAGCUGACUUUGAUUCAAUUAAUGGUGACAACAGACCAUAGCAGAAUGGGCUUCGGUAGCAUGUUUCCAUGGUCACAGGGGUCUCCCAGGAGUGUAGGGUCUCUGAUUUGGGAAAACAAACCAGCUGUGGUGCCUUCUUUCCUGUUAAACAGGCAGAGUCCAAGCAGAGGACCAGAAACACCAGUAGGGCCAGACCUGAACUCACCAGGUUGCUGCUGGCAGAGAAGGGAAAGCUGGUUUCACACACACCUUCUGGGACUUUCUGAGGGGCCCUGACAUGCUGAUCUUCUAACCUGUGUUAAUCGAAUUCUUAUAAACAAAAUCAUGGUGCACAGUUGGAAGGGAGCAUGCUGUUUCAGGAAAUCUGUAGCAGAAGCUCCUGUUCACAAAACACCUUUUUCUGAUUUGAACUCCAGGAGUCUAUAUUUCUUAGACUGAGGUCAAAUUCCUUUUAAAAACUCUUUUAUUAUCAUUUUGGCUACCCUGGGUCGAAUCUCUCUAGGCUGAACACCCUCAGUUUCAAGAGGAGGGGGUAGAGACCCUGCCUUCUGAUGGAAGAUGGUCCAGGUCACAUUAGCGGAAGGACACAAAAGAUGACAUAGAAAAUGUCUGGAAGAUAAAAUCACCACAUAGUGAUUUUUCUGGUUCUACCAUUUCUUCUAUAUUUAUUAGCUGCCAUUCUUCUGUAAGAAGAACUUCUUCUCAUUGAUCAAUUGGUUGAUUACCACUAUGGCUCAUGGAUUUUGGCUAUCAGUGGAUUAUAAUCUGUGACAAUUGUUAUUUAUUUUGAUGCCCAACUUUUGUAGACGUGGUCACAGGAACUCUGUUAAGCUGGCUCCUGAGACUCUUGGAUAAAUUCCUUCUAUUCUUUGAGCACUUAUUUGCUUUCUGACACAACAAAAUGUUUUAGGUUCACUUUACACUUUCCAUGUCUGUGGCUGAAGAUCAACCAUUUCUCCAAAGAGCUCUGGUUCUUUUUCGUAGAGAAUAAUAUUUAGAAGCCUUGAUCUGGGCAUUAGAUGUUCCUGUUGCUACUGAUGUGUGUAAAAAUAAUCAGAUAUACAUAAAUACAAUUUAUAUAU
Cervus elaphus (red deer) is the source of this 3778-nucleotide messenger RNA. RefSeq names its product adenosine deaminase 2 (gene ADA2). Lineage: Eukaryota; Metazoa; Chordata; Mammalia; Artiodactyla; Cervidae. The transcript is spliced from 11 exons. Gene Ontology annotation, molecular function: adenosine deaminase activity. The record is from RefSeq and is a predicted model, not a curated record. Bases 138 to 1730 code for a protein of 530 amino acids. Gene Ontology annotation, biological process: adenosine catabolic process; inosine biosynthetic process.